GCGGCUCCGCAUCCGCCAUCAUGGCGUUCGCACCUAUGGGGCCCGAGGCCUCGUUCUUCGACGCCCUGGAUCGGCACAGGGCUUCCCUGUUGGCCAUGGUGACGAGAGGCGCAGGGGAGACCCCUGCCGGGGCCACCCGCGUGGCCUCUAGUUCUGAGGUUCUUACAGCUAUAGAAAAUAUUAUCCAAGACAUAAUCAAAAGCUUGGCAAGAAAUGAAGUGCCUGCCUUCACAAUAGACAACAGAUCGAGCUGGGAAAACAUAAUGUUUGAUGAUUCUGUCGGCCUUCGGAUGAUACCUCGGUGUACCACAAGAAAAAUCAGAAGCGAUUCACCAAAAUCAGUUAAGAAAUUCGCUCUGAUUCUGAAAAUAUUGUCCAUGAUUUAUAAAUUAAUACAGAGCGACACUUAUGCAACCAAGAGGAGCAAUGUUCAUUCAGUGUUGACCUUGCAUCUGCAUAGAGACAUAUACUACACUGACAUCCAGCUCUUUGGGAACCAGGCUGCGGUGGACAGCGCCAUCGAUGACAUUUCCUGUAUGCUGAAAGUUCCCAGGAGGAGUCUGCACGUGCUGUCUACAUCCAAGGGAUUGAUUGCUGGCAACUUGAGAUACAUGGAAGAAGAUGGUACCAGAGUCCAAUGUACCUGUAAUGCCACGGCUACUGCUGUGCCGACUAACAUUCAAGGAAUGCAGCAUCUGAUCACAGAUGCGAAGUUUCUGUUAAUAGUCGAGAAGGAUGCAACAUUUCAGCGGCUCCUGGACGACAACUUCUGCAGCAGGAUGUCCCCGUGCAUCAUGGUUACGGGAAAGGGCAUCCCAGAUCUGAACACGAGGCUCUUGGUAAAGAAGCUGUGGGACACCUUUCAUAUUCCUGUUUUCACACUGGUCGAUGCUGAUCCCUACGGCGUCGAGAUAAUGUGCAUCUAUAAGUACGGAUCCAUGUCCAUGUCUUUUGAAGCUCACAAUCUCACUAUCCCAACAAUCAGAUGGCUUGGUCUCCUCCCUUCUGAUAUUCAGAGGUUAAAUGUACCUAAGGAUGGCUUGAUCGCAUUGACAAAGCAUGACCAGCUGAAGCUGGACAGCCUCCUGAGGAGGCCUUACAUUACCUACCAGCCCCUCUGGAAACAAGAGUUGGAGAUGAUGGCAGACUCUAAGAUGAAGGCAGAGAUCCAAGCCUUGACCUUGCUGUCGUCAGACUACCUGUCCAGAGUGUACUUACCCAACAAGCUGAGGUUUGGAGGAUGGAUCUAAAAUCACAGCGGGGGACGUGGACCACCAGGCUUUCUGUUGGCCUGCUUGAAUUACAAACACUGGGUGAAGGAGUAUCUAGUCUUAGGUAUGCAAUGGUAAAAAUAAUUUUACAUUAACAUAUUUUUGUCAAAGCAAACUUCAUAGUGCUCUUUAAAAGGUUUGAUCUUCUGUAAAGACGGAUUCUUAUUCUAUGUUCUACAGUGAUUAUAAAAUUAUUUAAUUUAAAUUUUUAUUAGAAAAACUGUUACAUAUCCUAAAAGUCUAUAAAAAUAUUUACUUCUUGCAACAUAGCUACUGUAGCAUGAAGUGUUUCACUAGCAACAAAGAAAAACAGCAAGCGAACCUUGAGAGGUUGUGAAGGAAUCACAAGGUAUUUCCUCUAGUACGAUCUUUUGCCUCAUGGUAUAGGUGCCUUGCCCUGUUAAUGUACCUGUGAAACUAGUAAAGCUUAUUAUAAACAAAUAUUCACACUGG
This is a messenger RNA of Mus caroli (Ryukyu mouse), 1724 nucleotides long. Lineage: Eukaryota; Metazoa; Chordata; Mammalia; Rodentia; Muridae. The record is from RefSeq and is a predicted model, not a curated record.